This is a messenger RNA of Lolium perenne, 1470 nucleotides long. Its product is annotated as myb-related protein 308. The record is from RefSeq and is a predicted model, not a curated record. Lineage: Eukaryota; Viridiplantae; Streptophyta; Magnoliopsida; Poales; Poaceae.
AGGCCACAACCAACUCGUACCCAGCACGCGCGCAGGCGCCAUAUAUACAGCUCCGCAUCCACUCUGCCCGCCUCAGCGACAGGAGCGACCUAGCUGCCUCUGCUCUGCUCUUGCAUGCCCGCCCGCCGCCCUGCUGCGAGAGAGGAAGUUUGAUUAGCUCCGGUCUGAACGGCAUGGGGAGGUCACCGUGCUGCGAGAAGGAGCACACCAACAAGGGCGCCUGGACCAAGGAGGAGGACCAGCGCCUCAUCGCCUACAUCCGGGCCAACGGCGAGGGCUGCUGGCGCUCGUUGCCCAAGUCGGCGGGCCUGCUCCGCUGCGGCAAGAGCUGCCGCCUCCGCUGGAUGAACUACCUCCGCCCCGACCUCAAGCGCGGCAACUUCACCGGCGACGAGGACGAGCUCAUCAUCCGCCUCCACGCCCUCCUCGGCAACAAGUGGUCUCUGAUCGCCGGGCAGCUGCCGGGCAGGACGGACAACGAGAUCAAGAACUACUGGAACACGCACAUCAAGCGCAAGCUCCUCUCCCGCGGCAUGGACCCGCACACCCACCGCCCGCUCACGGCCGACGGCGCCAACGCCAACGCCAACGCGCCGUCAUAUCGCCCGGCGCCGCCGCAGCCCAUCGCCGUGCCGGCGAGGGAUAUGUUAACCAUGAUGACGAAAACGCCACCGCAGCCGGCGCAGGUCGAGUCUUCGGACGAGGGGAGCAGCGGCGCCACGAGCACGGGCGAGCCGCGGUGUCCCGACCUCAACCUGGACCUGUCCGUCGGCCCGCCGGCGGCCGACACGCCCACCUCGCACUCGCAGCAGCCCAUCUGCCUAUGCAACCACCUCGGCUUCCACGGCGGGGAGGCGUGCAGCUGCCGCCAGGCCGAGAGCGCGGCCUCCCAGUCCCAGCGCGGGUUCAGAUAUUUCAGGCCGUUGGAGGAAGGCCAGUACAUAUGACUGAGAUCGACGAGACGGCUGCACCCUAGCUACCGAACUCAACGCCGGGGUUGUGCGCCUCAAGCCUAGCUACCCUCCGCGACCAAAAGCUCGGCUGCACCCUAGCUAAGGUGAGAGGCGUGCCGGCGACUGCUGAUGCAGAGAUGGCCGACACUAACGGAUUGUAAUCCGCGUCCAGCCCCGCCAAGAUCUGAGAGAGAGCAGGUCGUCAUCUUCAAUCUUCUUGCCGGCGGCCACCGUCUCGUCGGCGAGUCCCUUCAUCUUGGUGAAGUAGGCCGUCGCGAGAAGCUCACCUGUGUCUUGGUGUUGGAGAGCUGCGCGGGCAGUUGAAUCACGCACGCUCGGGACUGCGACAAGUACAUCUGCUCGAUGGCAGUCCACGGGGUGAAUCAACCGGCUGAUAGAGCCGUUAGAUGCACUUAACUGGUGAAUCUCGCUGCGAGUCCGAUCAAUGUAGCAAAAAUAUUUUGCAUGUAGCAAUUUUUUCAGACUAUCUAGCAUCGGUCUGCAACAUUUUCUCUAA